This is a messenger RNA of Malus domestica (apple), 1462 nucleotides long. RefSeq lists its product as uncharacterized. Gene Ontology annotation, biological process: regulation of DNA-templated transcription. Gene Ontology annotation, molecular function: double-stranded DNA binding. Lineage: Eukaryota; Viridiplantae; Streptophyta; Magnoliopsida; Rosales; Rosaceae. The record is from RefSeq and is a predicted model, not a curated record.
UUAGUCAACCCUACUUAUGGGUUCUAGAGACCUGAGAGCCACUACUAGGGUUCUGGGGUUUGCCGUUAGAAAUCGUUCGUCGCCGGCAGCAUCUAACAUGGUUCUACUCUGCAGCUCAAAGACCCCCAGGUUAUACUCUUUAAUAUUUUCCUCUCCAUUUGCUUCCAGAAACAAGAGAUUAGUGAUUGAAAAUGUAAAACCCUCACUUUCUUCUCUUCAAAACCAGUUGCUUUACAGACCCAUCACCUCAAAAAUCCCAGAAAACCAACACAAUUUCACCGUCGAUUACCUCAUAAGGUCAUGUGGGUUGUCCCCAAAAGCUGCAAUUUCAGCGUCCAAAAGGCUCGAAUUGCAAAACCCAGAAAGGGCAGACUCUAAUGUGGCUCCGAAUAUUGGGCUGUUGAGAGAAUUGGGUGUUUCCCGAUCAUGCAUUUCUCUGAUGCUAGCUCAAUGCACCCAAACUCUGAUGCUAAAGCCUGAAAAUUUUGGUAAAGUUGUGGAUGAGGUGAGGGCUAAGGGACUUGAUCUUGGAAAAGCGACUUUCAUGUUUGCACUACGCUCAUUGUCUGGUAAGAAUAGUAAGUUGAUAUGGGAUCGAAGUCGGGAAGUUUACGGGAGUUGGGGUUGGUCUGAGGAUGAUAUUCUCUUUGCUUUCAGGAAAAACCCGCAGUGUAUGAAUCUAUCUGAGAAAAAAAUAACGCUAGCAAUGGAUUUUUUUGUCAACAAGAUGGGAUGGCCAUCGGGACUACUCAUAAAGUGCCCAGCGGCUUUGUGCCUAAGUUUGGAGAAUAGAAUCAUCCCAAGGUGUUCAGUUGUUAAAGUUUUGUUAUUGAAAGGAUUGAUAAAUGAAAAUUUUAGCUUGAGUUAUGUGUUAUUGCCGGUGGAGAAGCAGUUCUUGGAGAGAUUUGUGACCAGAUACCUAGACCAAGUACCUCAACUGUUGAGUUUGUAUCAAGGGAAAGUUGAAAUCGAAGAUGUAUGACGUCCAUAAUGUUAAACUGGAUGAUAUUCUAACAGUUUUAGCCAUUUGAUUCUGUACCACUCACUUGUAGCAGCUAGCUUUCGGAGCUAUAUUGUAAGGUGUCGUUGGAUCAAUCUCAACAUCCACGAGGCUAGAAUGAGUGGGAGUAUUUGCCAGGAGUAAGUUGCAGGUGUCGUUGGAUCAAUCUCAACAGCUUAAAAAGAAAAAAGUCCCCUUACGUUACAACCAGAGGGGGAGAGAGAGAGAGAGUGAGAGGGCAACUUGGAGGAUAUCAGCAAGGUCUAUAUUUUGCGCAUAAUCUUCAGAGAGAGACCUGCACAUUGUCUGGUUUGCUUGCUUUCUUUCCCUUUUUGUUUUUUUUUCCAUUCGUAUUCGAAGUGUACAAAUAGAAACCGAAAUAGACUUCUCAUUUUUCAGACUUGAGUUGGUUUUCUUGUAUUUGUGGAGAUGAAAUUUCAUUCUUGGGUUUUCUUCUAUUAA